Messenger RNA from Knipowitschia caucasica, 744 nucleotides. Lineage: Eukaryota; Metazoa; Chordata; Actinopteri; Gobiiformes; Gobiidae. The record is from the annotation of a GenBank genome assembly.
AUGGUUGAUCGCGAGCAGCUGGUUCAGAAAGCCAGGCUGGCGGAGCAGGCUGAGCGUUAUGAUGACAUGGCGGCUGCUAUGAAAUCGGUCACAGAGCUGAACGAGGCGCUGUCCAACGAGGAGAGGAACCUUCUGUCUGUGGCCUAUAAGAACGUGGUGGGCGCACGCCGCUCGUCCUGGAGGGUCAUCUCCAGCAUCGAGCAGAAAACAUCCACCGACGGCAACGAGAAGAAGAUCGAGAUGGUGCGCGCCUACAGAGAGAAGAUCGAGAAAGAGCUGGAGACUGUGUGUCAGGACGUCCUCAACCUCCUGGACAACUUCCUGAUCAAGAACUGCAGCGAGACGCAGCACGAGAGCAAAGUGUUUUACCUGAAGAUGAAGGGCGACUACUACCGGUACCUGGCUGAGGUGGCCACCGGAGAGAAGAGGGCCACGGUGGUGGAGUCCUCGGAGAAGGCCUACAACGAGGCCCACGAGAUCAGCAAAGAGCACAUGCAGCCCACUCACCCCAUCCGCCUGGGCCUGGCACUCAACUACUCCGUCUUUUACUACGAGAUCCAGAACGCGCCGGAGCAGGCCUGCCAUCUGGCCAAGACCGCCUUCGACGACGCCAUCGCCGAGCUGGACACCCUAAACGAGGACUCGUACAAAGACUCCACUCUGAUCAUGCAGCUGCUGCGAGACAACCUAACACUGUGGACAAGUGACCAGCAGGACGACGAGGGCGGGGAGGGCAACAAUUAA